AUGAGGGACCUGGGGCUUCUGGGCCUGACCUACUUCUACGUCGUAUUUGCUUUAGGCGGCGUCAAAGCUAUUGCCCAUCCAGUUUCCAUCUUCAUCGAAGUCAUUGCCGCCAUCGAAAUUCUCUUUUACUUGCUCUUCUUCCUACCGUACAAACGGUACCUUCAAACUUACAAGCCAUACACGCCCGCUCGUAUGAGUCGAUCACAGCGCGCCCGACUAUUCUCCAAGGCCUUGAGUCUCGUGCCAGAUGGCGAGGAAUUCGUUCGCAUGUGGAUGCUCAACAACUUCCCUCUCGCCUAA
Molecule: messenger RNA, 300 nt
Organism: Colletotrichum acutatum
Lineage: Eukaryota; Fungi; Ascomycota; Sordariomycetes; Glomerellales; Glomerellaceae
Exons: 1
Coding region: 1-300 (99 amino acids)
Source: RefSeq, a predicted model, not a curated record